Physeter macrocephalus (sperm whale) is the source of this 2013-nucleotide messenger RNA. It is a transcript of the gene PLVAP, whose product is annotated as plasmalemma vesicle associated protein. The coding region runs from base 59 to 1384 and encodes 441 amino acids. The transcript is spliced from 6 exons. The record is from RefSeq and is a predicted model, not a curated record. Gene Ontology annotation, biological process: positive regulation of cellular extravasation; regulation of vascular permeability. NCBI's taxonomy places the organism in Eukaryota, Metazoa, Chordata, Mammalia, Artiodactyla, Physeteridae.
CCCAGAGCAGACCAGCCAGCAGAGCAGUGCCGGUGCACCGGGCAGAAGCUGGGAGGAGAUGGGCUUGGCAAUGGAGCACGGGGGGUCCUAUUCACGGGCAGGGGGCAGCCCGAGGGGCUGCUGGUACUAUCUGCGCUAUUUUUUCCUCUUUGUCUCGCUCAUCCAAUUCCUCAUCAUCCUGGGCCUUGUCCUCUUUAUGGUCUACGGCAACGCGCACGUGAGUACCGAAUCCAAUCUGCAAGCCACCGAGCGCCGGGCUGACGGCCUCUACGGCCAGGUGGUGGGGCUCACAGCCUCCCAGGCCAACCUGUCCAAGGAGCUCAACCUCACCUCCCGUGCCAAGGAUGCCAUCAUGCAGAUGCUGCUAAACGCGCGCCGCGACCUGGACCGAAUCAACGCCAGCUUCCGCCAGUGUCAGGCCGACCGGGUGAUCUACAUGAACAACCAGCGAUACAUGGCUGCCAUCAUCUUGAGCGAGAAACAAUGCCAAGAACAACUCAAGGAAACUAACAAGAGCUGCGAUGCUUUGGCCCUCACACUGAACCAGAAAGCCAAGACACUGGAGGUGGAGCUGGCAAAGGAGAAGGUGGUAUGUACCAAAGACAAGGACAGUCUGGGGUUGGGCAAGCGAGUGAUGGAGGAACAGCUGGCCAAGUGCAGCAAAGCCCAGGAGCAGCAACAGCAGGAGAGACAGCUGGCUGAGGACCGUCUGCAGAAGGUGCAGGCCCUCUGCCUCCCGCUGGACAAGGACAAGUUUGAGAUGGAGCUGCGCAACCUCUGGAGGGACUCCAUCAUCCCGCGCUCCCUUGACAGCCUGGGCUACAAUAUGUUCCAUCCCAUUGGCUCAGAACUGGCCUCCAUCCGGAGAACCUGCGACCACAUGCCCACCCUCAUGAGCUCCAAGGUGGAGGAGCUGGCCCGGAGCUUGCGGGCUGGCAUCGAGCGUGUGACCCGUGAGAACUCGGACCUCCAGCGCCAGAAGCUGGAGGCCGAACAGGGUCUGCGCGCCAGUCAGGAGGCCAAGGAGAAGGUGGAGAAGGAGGCCCAGGCCCGGGAGGCCAAGCUCCAGGCUGAAUGUGCCCGGCAGACCCAGCUGGCCCUGGAGGAGAAAGCAGUGCUGCGGAAGGAGCGUGACAACCUGGCCAAGGAGCUGGAGGAGAAGAAGCGGGAGGCUGAGCAGCUCAAGAUGCAGCUGGCUGUCAGCAACUCGGCCCUGGACACCUGCAUCAAGGCGAAGUCGCAGCCAAUACCAGUGCCAAGACCUGCAGGCCCUGCCCCCAAUCCCCCGCCCAUUGACCCAGCUGGCCUAGAGGAAUUCAAGAGGAGGAUCCUAGAGUCCCAGCGACCCCCUGCCAGCAGUGUCUUAGCAUCAGCCAGUGGCUGAGGAGGCUCUAGGCCCCGAGGACCGAGGGGUGGCCCCGACUCACCGGUCUGGAGACUAGGUGCAGCGAGACGCCCACGGCGAGGGACACAGCCAGGGUGGAGUCAGAUGACGCACGCACACCAAAGUGGGCGCCCUUGGCCUGCGUCCUCUGCUCACCCUCCGCCACACCCCACCCACACCCCCUAACACUCUCUCUGCACCACACAAUCCCCCACCCCCUAGAUGCCGGGACGGCGUCACAGAUGCAGUGACAUCAAUCACACAGACGUGGUGGUGACGUCACACAGAGACAAGGCAAUGACAUCACAGAGAUACACGGCGACAUCACACACGCACUUUCUGCCCAGCCCUCGCCCAAAAUCACAUCCCUUCGUGCACGUGGGUCAAGGCACCCACAGCACCCCACUCAUCUGGAGCAUCUUAGCGCUCCAGGUCUGGGGGAGUGAGAACAGGAAGACAUUCACCUUUGUCCUCCCCUGAGAGUUUCCAGGCCCCCGAGAGAGGGAGCAUCUGGUCCAGGGGACCCCUCAGAACCUGCGAGGGUGCUGCCCCUUCACUCUCUCUCCCCUCCAUAUCCAGCCCUGCCUGUGGCCCAUAUAAAUGUUAGUGGCACUAAAUAAAUGUUAUCA